Scylla paramamosain (green mud crab) is the source of this 417-nucleotide messenger RNA. RefSeq lists its product as uncharacterized. The transcript has 3 exons. Lineage: Eukaryota; Metazoa; Arthropoda; Malacostraca; Decapoda; Portunidae. Bases 1 to 417 code for a protein of 138 amino acids. The record is from RefSeq and is a predicted model, not a curated record.
AUGCUGACCCCCCACCCGCCCACCGACACUCCCUAUACUGACCCUCCACCCGCCCGCCGCCAACUCCACCCCACCCUCACCCAGCCCGUCAUGGCUCGCCCCUUACAGCCCCGUCCCGCCGCGCCCACGCCCUAUCCCAUUAUCUACUACCUACUCCAUUCUACCCUCUCCUACCUCACCCCGCCCACCACCUCCAUCCCUACCCCCCUACGCAGUCGCACCACACCCCACUCCCCUCAGUCCCAAGUCCCAACCCUUCCCUGCCUCAACCCGCGCAGCCCAGGCCACCCGCCCCGCCCCGCCCAGACUCUUAAGACAAGCAGCCGCGGAGCACCGCGGGACGUAACGAAGGGAAAGGACGUGCCCACCGACACCUUAAUGGCGCGCACCACUUUUGAUCGCCCGGAUUCACCAUAA